Molecule: messenger RNA, 2295 nt
Organism: Callorhinchus milii (elephant shark)
Lineage: Eukaryota; Metazoa; Chordata; Chondrichthyes; Chimaeriformes; Callorhinchidae
Gene: moxd1
Product: monooxygenase, DBH-like 1
Exons: 13
Coding region: 1-1917 (638 amino acids)
Biological process (GO): octopamine biosynthetic process; norepinephrine biosynthetic process; dopamine catabolic process
Cellular component (GO): secretory granule membrane
Molecular function (GO): dopamine beta-monooxygenase activity; copper ion binding
Source: RefSeq, a predicted model, not a curated record
AUGGAGAGUUUGCAGCAAGGAGUUCCAGAAAUUCAGGGUAUAGUGACUGAAAGUACAACCGCAAAUGGUGGAACAGAGGGCAGCACAGCGCUGCUGCUGCUGCUGCUGCUGACAGCCCAGGCUUCAGCCACUGGCUGGGGGUGGAGGAGGGAAGGGUUCAGUCACUGUGCAGUGUUGGAUGCAAAAGGAAAAUACCACCUCCGAUGGAAACAUGACAACCAGAGUGUCACCUUCGAGCUGGAAGUUGAAACCAGGGGCUAUGUGGGAUUUGGGCUUUCGCCAUCGGGAUCCAUGGCUUGGUCAGAUAUUGUGAUAGGAGGAGUUGCAAACGGGCAGCCCUAUCUCAAGGAUUAUAACACGUUGAACAUAGAUGGAAAAGUGAGGGAAGAUGACCAGCAGGAUUAUCAGUUGGAGUAUGGUAUGGAAAAUAAUACACAUACAAUCCUGGCUUUCUCUCGAAAUUUGAAGACCUGUGACAAUAAUGAUAAAAUAAUAACGGAUAACACCGUAAGGGUGAUUUGGGCCUACCAUCCUGAAGAUGUUGGUCGAGAUGGUCCAAAAUAUCAUUCACUAAACCGCGGGAGAAAAAGUCUACAUUUAUUGGAUCCUGACAUGGACAGGGUUAUUCCAAGUGACUUGUUGGCAUUUGAUAUAAGACAUUAUAACAUAUCAGUACCUGAAAAAGACACCACCUACUGGUGCCAAAUCUUUAAGCUUCCAGAACUGAACAAAAAGCAUCAUGUGAUAAAGGUUGAGCCCAUUAUUCAGAAAGGACAUGAACCCUUGGUCCACCACAUUCUGCUGUAUCAGUGCCACAGCAGCCUGAACGACAGCGCCGUUGGCAUCAGUCACGAAUGCUACCAUCCCAAUAUGCCAGAUGAAUUUGAUAUAUGUGAAAGUGUCAUUUUUGCAUGGGCAAUUGGAGGAAAGGGAUUUUCCUAUCCCUCCAAUGCUGGGCUUUCAAUUGGUACUGCAACAGAUCCAGUUUACGUGAUGAUGGAAAUACAUUACGAUAAUCCAACAUAUCAAGAAGGAUUGAUAGACAGCUCUGGGCUAAAGCUUUUCUACACGCCUAAGUUGAGGAAGUAUGAUGCUGGGAUUAUUGAAACUGGUGUGUGGGUCAGUCUUUACCAUAUGAUACCACCCGACAUGCCAAAAUAUAUUUCACAGGGUCAUUGCACUGUGGAAUGCUUGGAAGAGGCCCUGUCUCAUGAAAAUCCUUCUGGGAUCCAUGUGUUUGCUGUCCUUCUCCACUCACACCUUGCGGGGCGAGCACUGAGAACAAGGCAUUUCCGUCAUGGUGUGGAGCAACCUCUGCUUGCACAUGAUGACGAGUUUGACUUCAAUUUUCAAGAGUUCCGCUACCUGCAAGAGGAAAGAGUACUUCUGCCUGGUGAUAGUUUGGUGACUGAAUGCCAGUAUAACACCUCAUCCCGAAGCAAUAUGACAUGGGGUGGUCUAAGCACAAGAGAUGAAAUGUGUCUGUCAUACUUACUGUACUAUCCAAAAAUAGACCUCGCUAGAUGUGAGAGUCUUCCUGAAAUAACUCAGCAGCUGAAAUUUAUCGGAGUCAAAGAAAUUUACCAACCAGUUGUGACAUGGCCCUUUAUCAUCAAAAGCCCUAAAAAAUACAAGAACCUUUUCUUCACUGAAGCAAUGGAUAAAUUUCGAUGGUCCAGGAAGAAAGGAAAAGAAUUUAAUGAUCUUGUACAUAAGAUUGAGAUGAACGUUAGAUGUGCUAAACACAACCCAGGAGAAUGGCUGGUGCAUGGCAUACCAAUGUUACCACCAGAUUCACUAGUACCUUGGGAACCCAAACCAGAGCCAAUUACCUGUCAGACAAUACAGCACUGCCCAGAUAAACUUAUUAUCCUUUUGUUACUCCUUAUAUGUACUGUUGUUAAUACAAGAAAGUGAUCAACAUGUAUAAACAUAAACAUACUGUGCAUUUUUAUAUUUAAACNUUUUUUUACUUUUUAUGCUGAGAAAUGAAAUUGUGUUGUCAAAUCGCUUUCAUCUUUGCAGGAUAAUUUUUAUUGCAAAUAAUUAUUGAAAGAUGAAAUUUUUCACAAAUAUUUUACUGCUUGUUGAUCUCCCAGGAUGUUGCUUUUUUAAUAAUACACAUGGCGUUUUCAACAAGCGGACUGUUCAAUUGGAAAUUGACAACAACGUAAAUUGAUCACCAGUAAUUCACUGAAUGUCAUACUUCUAAACCCUAUAUUCCUAUGUUGCACAUCUGUGUUCGACUUCAGACAGAUCCAAUACAAGCAAACAAUAAACUUGUUUCAUGACGUG